Molecule: messenger RNA, 897 nt
Organism: Lactuca sativa (garden lettuce)
Lineage: Eukaryota; Viridiplantae; Streptophyta; Magnoliopsida; Asterales; Asteraceae
Source: RefSeq, a predicted model, not a curated record
AUGGCUCACAGAAUAAGAGAAGUUUUGAUAGGAGGAUAUGGAUAUGCAGGGGCAAAGUUCCUACAUGAUGGAGAUCAGUUGGCUGCUAUGUUUUGGUCAGAUAAAAGAGAAAAUGCUUUUUAUGUAGAGUUUGGAGAAGUUAUAUCUUUUGAUGCAACUUUUAGAACAAACAAGUAUAAAAUGGUAUUUGUUCCAUUCACAGCAAUUGACCACCACAAGAAAUCAGUUAUUGUUGGCACUGGGUUGCUGAGUAGAGAGAGAAAUGAUUCCUAUGAAUGGCUACUUAAAUCUUUUCUUAUAGCUCAUGAAGGUAAAGCACCAAAAAUUGUCCUAACUGAUCAAGAUCCAACAAUAAAACAAGCUAUGGAAUCUGGUUACCAAAUUCAAGACACAAAUUAUGUAGAAAUAAAACUUCCAGAAAGUGAUGUAAAAUGUACUUGUGAACACUUCAACUGCUUUGGAACUUUGUGCAGACACACAUUCAACAUACUCAUGAAACAUGGAAUUAAGGAGAUUCAAGAACUGUACAUUAAGAGUCGUUGGGGAAAGGAUGUGAUAUCAAGGUAUUAUCACUUUGGUAGGCAUGUAUAUAAUACAGGAGACAAUGAAAUUAACAGAUCUGUCAAUCAAGCAUACUACAACUUUGAAGCAUGUUGGGAAUAUGUAAGAAAAAAUAAAGAGAAAAUGGAUUUUUUUUUUGUUAAGAAAACAGAAAGCAUUCUGAAGGAAUACGAGAACGAUCCUGCCAAUGAAUUGCAGAAAAAUAGGACAAAUGUUGAAGAGGUAGGAAAGCAUAUGGACGUUUCUAUUCCAAAAAACAUUGACAUCAAUGUUUCAAAUGUUCAAAGGAAUAAAGGAAGUGGACAGAAUAAUAAAAUCAAAGUGCAACAGAAAUAG